Messenger RNA from Chelonus insularis, 1366 nucleotides. RefSeq names its product abscission/NoCut checkpoint regulator. Gene Ontology annotation, biological process: abscission; mitotic cytokinesis checkpoint signaling. The record is from RefSeq and is a predicted model, not a curated record. The transcript is spliced from 5 exons. Gene Ontology annotation, cellular component: centrosome; midbody; cleavage furrow. Lineage: Eukaryota; Metazoa; Arthropoda; Insecta; Hymenoptera; Braconidae. Gene Ontology annotation, molecular function: metal ion binding; phosphatidylinositol-3-phosphate binding. Bases 171 to 1121 code for a protein of 316 amino acids.
AUCUACAUAACCUCAACAAAAUCAACGCAAUUUAUUGUGUACUUUACGUCACGCAAAAACACUAAUGGAAAUUUUCUGUGAUUCAAGUUUGAAAUUUAUUUAUUAAUAGGAAUUUAAUAGCUAAAGUUAUAAUCAAAUUACAAAUUUAAUAUAUUUAUUUAUAUGAAAAUAUGGCUUGCUCUACAUGUCAAUCUAAAUUUUCAUUUUUUACAAGAGAACAUGGAUGUCCUAGUUGUGGAUUUUCUUACUGCAAUAAAUGUCUAAAGUACAAAUGGCAAUUAUCUAGUGAACCUAUGCAAAAAAUUUGUGGGCCUUGUUAUAAUAGAUUAGCAGCAAAUAAAAUGGAUAAUAAUUAUAAAUCAACAAACGAUCAAUUAUUACCUAGUACUUCAAGUAUUGAAAAACAUCAUGAAAUUCUUGCUCCAAUAGAUGUCGAAAAAAAAUUAGAGUCAUUGGAUAAUCCAGUGAGACCACCAAUUGUCAUGUAUAAGCAAGGACGAUGGGAUAAAUUUAAGUCCGGCUUAGAUCCUGUGGAUCAAGCACUUGUUGACAGAUUAAGAAAAUUAAAAGAAGAAGAUAAACAAUACCCACCUCCAACUACUGAUGAAAUUCGUAGACGAUUAGCCUUACUCAAAGAUCAAGAUCCUGAUCAAGCUCAUACAAAUAUUUAUAAAAUAGAUACAAGAUCAGAUCAAGAAAAAACAGAAGAUUUAAUACAAGAAUAUUUAGAAACACUUCAACUAUCACCAACAAAAGAUUCAACAGAAAGUAUUGAACAACGAUUAAAUGCUUUGAAAGAAAUAGAUCCGUCCAAGUCAUCGUCAAACCUCAAUUCGUCUGAGUAUGACGAAAAAAAUGUGACAAAAAAAUUAAUUGAAAAAGCUUUAGCAGAGGCUGCUUUAGAGAAAAAAUUCAACACAGAAGAUGAAAUAGAAAAUAUGGAAAUUGAAGGCACAAAUGUUGAUCGAGAAUCUGAUGAGGAAAAUAGCUGUGUAAUGUGUGAAGAAACAAAGGAUCUAGUUAAAUGUAGUGGAUGUUACAACGAUUUUUAUUGUUCAAAAUGCUUUGAUGAAAAUCAUGAUGAAUUUGAGCUCCAAACGCAUAAGAAAAUUAUUGCUUAAAUAUUGUAAUGUUAACAAUAAAUAUCUUAUUUUAUUCUAAUUAUUUUUUAUCUUAUUUUGUAAUCUAGAUACAAUAGUUGAAUUUUUGUGGCAAAAAAUGAUUUGCCAAAUAAUUUUGUUUAUGAUACAUUUAUGACCUUGAUAUUCUGUACAAUAUUACAGCGCAAAACGUUUUCUCUGCAAUUGUAGUGAUAGACCUAUUUAUAAAUACUUACACAUUGUCUGCUGCCAAUUUUCAUUUUUUA